Venturia canescens is the source of this 1026-nucleotide messenger RNA. RefSeq names its product peptidoglycan-recognition protein SC2-like. Gene Ontology annotation, molecular function: N-acetylmuramoyl-L-alanine amidase activity; peptidoglycan binding; zinc ion binding. Bases 292 to 858 code for a protein of 188 amino acids. The record is from RefSeq and is a predicted model, not a curated record. NCBI's taxonomy places the organism in Eukaryota, Metazoa, Arthropoda, Insecta, Hymenoptera, Ichneumonidae. The transcript is spliced from 4 exons. Gene Ontology annotation, biological process: innate immune response; peptidoglycan catabolic process.
GACCGGCGAGUUUCGUCGCAGUUUUACAGCCGUCCUCGUAUCGCCGAUUCGCCGAAAAGAUCGACGGGCAGAAAAGCAAGAAAAGUUGCAAGGAAACCUCGACCGAGACGAUAAGAACUCUCGGUAAAUGCGAGAAUUGUGGGAGCAGGGAGAAAGAGACGCGGGGACCCCGGCCGUGGUCGAGCUGCUCAUGCGAUUUAAGUUUUUCACUUUUUGGCUGGACAUUAUCUAAUCGAAGGCGAAAAAGAGCUCGGAAGAGUCGCUCAGUGUCGUUUCAACUCAGGAUUCGAAAUGUUCGGUUUUAAGGUAGCGCUAUCGAUGCUCCUGUUCGUCUUUUCCAUCGAGGCUGUUCCCCCGAGCAUAAUCACCAGAGCGCAAUGGGGUGCGAGAUCGCCGCGGAAAGCUCCGGAAGCCCUGAAAGAGAGGCCACCGCCUUUCGUCGUCGUGCAUCAUUCCGCUACCGACGGUUGCACCUCGCAGGCAGUUUGCGAGGCGCGAGUUAGGAGCUUCCAGAAUUACCACAUGGACACCAAACACUGGGACGACAUCGGUUACAAUUUUUUGGUUGGCGAGGAUGGCAACGUUUACGAAGGUCGUGGCUGGGACGUCAGGGGAGCACACUCGAAAGAUUACAACGGAAAAAGUAUCGGAAUUUGUGUGAUAGGAACUUUCGAGGAACGGGAGCCUCAGCCGGCAGCGAUCAAGAGCACCAAAGACCUCAUCGCGUACGGCGUUUCUCUGGGAGAAAUAAAUUCCUCUUACGUUUUGUACGGACAUCGACAAACCUCCUCGACUCUCUGUCCGGGCACCACAUUUUACGAGUCGCUAAAAUCGUGGCCGCAUUGGAGCAGCAAUUGAGGAGCGUGUGAAGGAAUUUUCCGGAAAAUUUCACCACGAACUGCCUCGUCGAGGAUUUUUUCACAACGUCGAAAGUUUUUUUUUGUGCCAAAAACUCGAAGAACGAGAGGCCAAAGUUGGUGCAAAAUUGUUCCAAUUUUUAUUGCCUAGUCAUUGUUGAAUGUUAGU